AGUGCUGCUGCCGGAGACGCAGCAGGCACGAGCAGGUGGCACAGACCGCAGGACACCCGACAGCCACAGCGCGGCGACACCGCCGCGGUCACCCGGACCGCAGGCAGCCGCGGAGCCCAGGGCCACUCGCCCGCCUGCCGGGCAGCGCCGGGACACUUGUUACACUGAGGUCGGAGCGACCGGCGGGGACGCGCGCGGGAGGUGACCCGCGCCGCAGACACCGGCCGCGAACGCCCGCCAGCCGCGCUCCCCGAUCAGCGUUCGCUUCCCGACGGCGCCGACCCCCUCUGCGACGAGACGCAAGACCAAACGGACUUCUGGGGUCCCCAGGGGCGAGGAGACAGGCGGAGGGGGAGGACCUCAGGCCCCGGCAGGGCACGGUCCCCGCCCCGCGCAGCCAGCGGCGCUCGGGGGACGCGGGCGGCGGCGCGGGGGGCACGGCGGCGGCCGGGGCUUUCUCGAGAGGAGGGGGUGGGGAUGCUGAGUCACGGAGCCGUCGCGGCUCCUCACCGCUCCCCGGCCCUCCGGGGGCUAAAGCAAAAGCGAAAGCGAAUGCCACUCGCGGGGCGGCCGGUCCCGGCAGCUGCGCCCGCCACCUCCUCCGGGACGGUCCGGCGUCUGCCCGCGCGGCCGGCGGGGCGUCGGGGCCGCUGCGAGCCCAGGGCCCGGCGGCCGGGAGAGCGGCCCAGCGUCCGGCCAUGGCCCCGCGGCCGCCCUGGGGCUGCAGGGUCCGCGCGCUGCCCGCGCCGCCGCUGCUGCUGUCGCUGCUGCUGCUGCUGCUGCUCCAGCCCGCGACGCCGGGCGUCACGUGCCCUCCUCCCAAGUCCGUCGAACAUGCAGACAUCCGGGUCAGGAGUUACAGCCCGAAAUCCAGGGAGCGGUACACGUGUAACUCCGGCUUCAAGCGUAAAGCAGGAACAUCCAGCCUGACAGAAUGCGUGUUAAACGAGACCACGAACAUUGCCCACUGGACAAUUCCCAAUCUCAAGUGCAUCAGAGACCCCUCCCUGACUCACCUAAGGCCGUCCUCCACAGAAGUGCCGGCAGGGGUGACCCCAGAGCCAGAGAGCACCUCCCUUUCUGGAAAAGAGCCCGCUUUCACUUCCAAGUCAGACACCACAGUGGCCACAAAGUCCACUAUGGUGCCGGGCUCCAGGCUGACACCAUCAAAGCCUCCUGCUGCAGGAACCACAGGGCCGAUCAGUCAGGAGCCCUCCCAAGCCCCACCUCAGACAACAGCAAAGGCCUUGGAGCACACUCCUUCUGCCUCCCCGGAGACGCCAGGUACAUAUUCAUACCAUUCUGAAGCUAUGACUGCGGUGAUGGGGAGCGUACUCCCUGUGGUCUGUGUGGUGCUGGUGGGAAUUCUGGUCUGUUACCGAAAAUCGAGGCACACUGCGCAGACACCCGGUGUUGAAAUGGAAAGCAUGGAAGAGAUGCCAAUGAACAGGGGAACCAGUGGCAGAGCGGAGGACGCAGAAAACUACCCACACGACCUAGGACACUCCAGGGAGAGACUGAGGGCAGCAGAGGCUCGAGCGAAGGCACCGACCCUGCCCUAGCCGAAGAGGACCUGGAAAUGACUCAAGAUCUUGGGUGCCAGCAGAGAGCCCAUCGGGAUGAUAAGGCAGACGUCUCGGCGUCAUUGUAUCGAUGGCUCCCAGGUAAGACACCUCCUCUGCUGUCCAGUCUCAGGAUGGAUGCUCAGGACCCUCCUGGCCCAGCCUCGGGUGCAGGGCUGACUUCCCCAGAUCCCAGCAGCUGAAGCUCUCCUGGCACUGGCUGAAAGCCUCGGCUUUCCUUUUAUUUCAUGUGACAUUUAUGCAGGAUAGCUUAGCAGCCUGACCAUUCUGCCCCUCAUCCGGACUUGAAGUUUACAAAGAAAAGAAAAAUGCCUGAGACGCUAAGACAGUUAGGUCCCUUCUGCUGGCUUAAGGGAUGUCUACAAGGAUGACAAGAGCGUUGGCAGCUCCAAAUCGCUAUCCCCCUAUGGAGGCGCGAGCAUGAACUGGAAGGAAGCAGGGAGGUAUCGUGCUGCGUGAAUCCGCUCGACGUAAGGAUCCAGAAGGAAGGACAUGGAACUCGGGGACAUUUCUCAUGUAUAUGCGGGGACAUUUCUCAUGUAUAUGCGGGGACAUUUCCCAUGUAUAUGCGGGGACAUUUCCCAUGUAUAUGCGGGGACAUUUCUCAUGUAUAUGCAUUUCUAUUUAUACUCCCUAUGCAUUAUAUCUACAUAUUUUAUGUAACUGUUAUUUUGAAACUCUGCCUUGUAUAAACAAAAUAUCUAUUUUCAAUACAAAAAAAAAAAAAUCACUGAGAAGAAAUGUGCCACAAAUAAAAGAGAAGAAAGAGUGGGAAUGCAGAGUCUCAAA
Mustela lutreola (European mink) is the source of this 2372-nucleotide messenger RNA. RefSeq names its product interleukin 15 receptor subunit alpha (gene IL15RA). Bases 699 to 1562 code for a protein of 287 amino acids. The record is from RefSeq and is a predicted model, not a curated record. Gene Ontology annotation, cellular component: plasma membrane. Lineage: Eukaryota; Metazoa; Chordata; Mammalia; Carnivora; Mustelidae. Gene Ontology annotation, biological process: interleukin-15-mediated signaling pathway. The transcript is spliced from 7 exons. Gene Ontology annotation, molecular function: interleukin-15 receptor activity.